GUCCGCGCGUUGUUGCUGAUGUGCGACUCUGGGGAUUUGAAUCUGACAUUAGAUGAGAUUACUAAGCUGAAAAAAGCAUUUAAAGACCCUGAAUUUCAGAAACUAUUCAGAGAAUAUGCGGAAGAAAUAUCAGAUCCUGCUAACAAGAAAAAAUAUGAAGACGAGAUACGGAUGAUGGAAUUAGAGCAAGGGAUGGAUGUAGUAUUUGUCAAUCCUACUCCAGGACACUGUUUGAAAACGCGUCAUUGGCCAAGUGUUCCUCAGUAUCUCGAAAGUGGAAUCACUUUAAAUGCAAAAGAUGAAUCGGCCCAAGAAAGUGUGAAGGUUUUCAUAAAUGUCUGCAAAUCUGACAAAGUGGAAUGUCCAGAAAUUAAACCAAUGAAAAACGAUUCUUCCAGACAAGGAGAGAGUGGUGUUUAUUGGAGUCUUCCUCAUUGCUUCACUCCACCUCGUGAAGAUAUUGACAAAGCGAAAAAGCAUGCAAUGGUUUAUGAUGUGGCAUUCAAUCCAAAAGCGUUCGAGCUAGCUAAGUCAUCCAUUGCUUUGAGAAGAUUGUUAGAUACAACAGCAGUUGAUAGUGUGCAGAAGCAAUAUAAUUUGUGCCUUGGAAAAACAUUCUCACAAGCACAACAGUUAUUUAGUUGCAGAAAAAAUAGGGAAUCAAAGCAUUCUCUAAAUGGGCCAUCUCCUACUGAUUCCGUUGGUGAGGACUGUUUGCUCAAGGCUGUUCAUCUCUUAAAAGGUGUGCCCUACAAAGGCGUUUCUAGACCGACAGUAAUCAGGCGUCGCCGUUCAGAUUACGAAGAACGCCAAGCUGAGAUAAAAAAACGGGAAGCUGAAGAUUUAAAGUUGUGUAGUUCUGCAGAACAAAAACAAGCAAUCAAGAUGUUAUCCUCUUUUCGUAAUUGUGGUAAUCCUGAGGGUUUAUCCGAUGGGGCCAGUAAGAACGAGGAGACUGUCAAAUCGGAUAAAAUAAGUACACCUACUAAACCUGAUUAUUCUAUAACAUACAGUUCAGAUUUUGACCUAAGUAACUGUCGAAAUUCUAAUGAUGUGAAUCCUUUACGUCCACCCGAUCGUUUAAAAAUCAAUGUUAAAUUGCCUGGUUUAAGUUCCUCUUCAUGUGUUGACUUGGAAGUGACAGAAAUGCACAUACAUUUGAGUAGUCGAAAACCAAUUGCAUAUUUGCUUGACCUGAAAUUACCCUAUAAAGUGAAAGAUGCUGAAGGAACAGCAAAAUUUGAUAAAUCUACUCACACUCUAUGUAUUACACUACCGAUUGUUAAAAACGUGAAAUCAACUACUUGUAAGCCUACUGACAGUAGUAUAAAUGGUGAUGAUGAAAAAGUUGUAGAGAACGAAACGAAAUCUGUUGAAUGCAGUUCCACAACAAACACUUCUGAUCUUGAAUCAGUUACAUUAAAUGCAGCAACUCGAAAACGUGCACGUCGAAAACGUCGGAAACAACGAACUAAAGCAAAUAUUGUUACAGAAAGCUCAAUGGAUACUUCAUCUGAUGGUGGAUCUUCAGUUUCAAAAUGUCCUAAUUUUAAUCUACCCGUAUCUUCUGUUGUUGCCGUUGAUAAGUCUGUAACGCAAACAGAAAAGCAAUCUGAGCAGUUAACAAAUACGUAUGAAAAGUUGUGCGAAAAUGAGAAGAACAUAGAAAACGAAAACCAAAUUACAACGUCUCAAUUAUCUACUGUUUUCAGUUCAUCAAAUUCCCCGGGCGUUGAAAUCAAAGUAAACCAGGUUCCAAGUUGUGAAAUGAUUUUGUCCAAAGAUAGACGCUUAGCACCAGUUCGUUUUCGACAAGAUCCAUUCUCCUUAACUGUUUUAUUGGAUGUGCGUGGUAUUUUGCCUAAAUCAUUCAUGAUAAAUUGGACUGAUCCUCUGCAUUUCAAAUUACCCGAUAAUACUGAUAUGCCUGAUUCAUCUUCAUCUCAGUUACUUUUACUAAUCACUUUUUCAAGUUGUGGGUCCGGUGGGUUUACUAUGGACUGGGGCAUAGUAUUACAAUGUCCGUCCUCUUCCACAACCAACAAAUAUGAAUAUACACUUAACGGUAUUACAGAUUCAUUUAACUCCUAUGGAGCCAGUGAAUCUUCCCUACGACCACAGAUAAUAUCCUGUCAUAUUUCUCCAACAAAUGGAGUUUUGGUUAUUCGUAAACCUUCGUGUAACUGUGAUAAUCUAUCUAUGAACAAGAAGUUAUUUAGUGAAAUGUUAUCAAGUCGUGCUGUUUGGUGGACAUCAGUUGCAACUGGGCGCACUUUAACAGCUGGUAUGGAAGAGUGUUCAUUCAUUGGAAUGGAAUCGUUCACACCACAUUAUAGACAAAAUAAUUUUCUACUUACCGAUGUUAAUGAAACUUCUGAUAACUGUUAUCGUGAUGGUGUUUUCUCCUCUACUCAACUGACCAAUGAAGUAUCUUCAAUCAAUAAUAGUUUAUCCUCUGAACCAUCAGUCAAUAAUCGGUUACUUCAUAAAAGUUGUACAUUGAAUCAGCAAAGUUUAAAGUCUGUAAAUGUCACCUCAUUGUCAGAUAAAUGUUGUUCCAUAGAAUGGGAUCCUACUGUUGAAUUUAUAGGUUCGAAAACCGACUUAAACUGUAACCUUAUGAAAAUAAAUGACUCUUGUUUUAUAUCUAAUCAUCAGUCAAAUUUAAUAAAUCAACAUAUAACUAACGAGAAUAAUAAUGAUAAUUACAUUGUCAGACGUCUCAGGUGUAAUUCAACUCCUGGUAAUCCAGGUCAGACUGGACCAGUAUUAAAGAGUAUUUUGAAACAACGUUCAAUAUCAGAAUCUAGCGGAGAUGAAAUGACUAUUUUAGAAGGUAAUAUUUUACGUGAUGCCGGUCUGGCUAGUAAUAGAGAGCAUCCUUUAACAUCGGAUGAAUUUCCUACCGCAAGUAGUGAUGAAAAUCACGAUUCAGUACUAUCAAAAUCUGAUUUUCGACGAUGUAUAUCUAGUGAUAAAUUAUCAGGGACAAUAAGUCAAUGUUAUCCUCAUUUGCCUAUAUGUAGACAACGAGUAAGAUCAGUGAGUUUCUGUCAACGUGAUCAACAUGUAGAUUUCUCACCUAGGGAUACAGUAGAAACACUGCAUCAUACAUUGUGCAAUUUGCGGUAAGUAUAAUGUUGUCGUGAAUUUUAAUUAUUAUUCGUUGUUUGGCUGUAACCAAAGUUUAUUAGUAAACUGAUUACUGUUUUGCUUGGAGACAGCCUAGGAGUUUAGAGACUACCAUGAAUCAUUGAGUCGAAGUUUUGAACUUACCCUAUUUGUUUCUUGCUGAGUAACAGGGUAAUUUCAGCAAACGUCAAACGAUAAUUGUGAUCAUCUGCUUAUUACAACCACUUGAAUCAAAUUAAUAAGUUUGCGGGGGGUAUUUCAGAGGUUCAGUCAGUCUAAUCUCAAUCAUUAGCUUUAUGACUCCAGUUAUUCUCUUGUUUAAUAUGGUGCGAGUUUUCAGAUUUCGCUAAUAGUCAUUACGGAAUACACUUUUAUGAACCCAAAAUUUUCCUACUAGAAGACGUUAUCAAUAGUAAACAACAAAGGUAAACUUAGCAUUUGGACUCGGUGAUAGUCAAAAUGUUUUUCGCAUAUAACUGUACCACUAGUAAGACUAGGCUACUUUAAACUAACUGUGAAGCAUGUAAAACAUGGAGCAAUACUAUACAGUUAGAAAAGUUCGACCCUAAAAAUGUCACACCUCACUUUACCUCACGGAUUUCCGUCUCCGGCGGUAAGGCCCUUUGAAGAACGGAGCUAACAAGUUAAACACUUCCCACAAAAAGGCCGUGUGUGUCCAGCCCCAAGCAGUUGUCCCUUGGGCUCUGUGGCCACGCUCCCAGGUCAUUAAGACCAACACUAAUCUGACUUCACUUUCAACGUCCUCAAGAAAUACCCUACCACGGUGUGGGCAGCUGGGAAUCGACAUCAGCCCUCAUACCCGUAGCAGCACACAAGACCAAGUUGGUCAUAAUCAAAUUCUUCCUACACAUCUUAAUAACUCUCUUAUCUCCACGACUAGCCCUUCUCACGUUCCUUUAUCACCUCGCGCCGCUAUUGCAAACAAUUCGAGUACGUGGGACGUUAUUCCCGGUCUCCUGAAAUCAUGCUCCAAACUUCAUGUAGGAGCUUUUAACGUCCGAACAGUGUGGCAAAUUGGACGAUAGGUUUCCUUAGCUAGGACUUUAGAAUCUCGCGUCAUUGAUGUGUGUUGCGUCUCCGAAAAGCACAUACAGGAUCCGAGUAGUGUCAUUUAUCUGACCUCACCACAUCAAAAUAAAGUGCCAUAUCGAUUCACGCCUCGUGUAUCCAGAAUUCCUGAUGCUGCUUCUACUCAAACACAACUGGUCGAGUGAAAGCUUAUAGCGAACUAUCGUCAGAAUUGAUUACAUCAAAUGGUGUUCGUCAGAGCUCCCCAUUCUUGUUUAACUUUGUCGUUGAUGUGCUUUUAAAGAUGACACUUUCCUCAUCUAAAUUUUCAGGGGUCGAACUUCUACCGGUAGAUUCACCUGUUGACUUAGAAUAUGCCGAUGACAUAGUUCUAUUUGGUGAAGACGCUGACAAAAUGCAGAGCCUUCUGACCACUAUAAGCAACAAUGCAAGCAUGUUCGGGAUGCGAUUCUUCCCCUCAAAAUGCAAAAUUUUACUUCAGGAUUGGGUUGCAAUGAUAGGGAGUGAAGUAGUUUAGCGUGUCGACCGCUUCACUUAUCUUGGAAGUUUCAUCAGACUUUGUUGUCUGGUAUGUGACGAAAUCUCAGCACGAAUACAGGAGGCUCAACUAGCUUUUGCCAACUCGCAUCAUUUAUGGCGUAGGCGAGAUAUCCGUUUACCAACCAAAGGACGUGUUUACUGCGCGGCAGUUCGUUCGUCCUACUUUAUAGCAGUGAAACAUGGCCGAUAAGAGUAGAAGAUAUUCGUAGGCUACUAAUUCUCGUCUCUUCCUCGGUCGGAUAAGACUAGACAAACGGUUUUACUGAUUUUCCUCAUCCUUUGUUCGUUUUCCUUCACCUCCUUUUGUAUGUAUUCUCCACUGUCAGAUCUUCCGCACACUUAACACGACUUCAAUGAUCGUUUCUGUAAUGCCUAUUCUCUUAUUUUCUGACGCACUUCUUGUAUUGAAUCCUUGGUUGAAAGUUUUGCCAUUUCUGUCACUUCCAGUAUGUCUGUCAUCUUACUGUCAGUUCGUAUUUUCUGCUUUCUGUAAUUAGUUAUGUAAUCUAUUUGAUUGUUAUCAUUGACCCAUAAACUGAUUUGAUUGCUUUUGGUAGUUUUCAUAUAUGGAGGUAGAUAUUAUUGUAUUUUAAGGUAAAGCCCGAUAUGACAGUCUAACUGAAAGCAAUAAUGUUCACUUAUAUAUGUUGUGAUGGUUUUCACGAUCGGAACUUCUAACAUUUAUAAUGUGUUCGUACUUUAAAAGAUCAUUCGUUGUGGAGGAUGUUACCUUUUUUAUCGAUAAUUCGUUUCACAGGAAAAAUCUCCGUAAACGUGAUGCUCGCCGUCAUCGUGCAAGUGGUGGAAAUUCAAAACAAUCAGAAAAUGUCAAAAACGCGCCUUCUAAAACGAGUGUUGAUAUUAAUACUCCUACACUUAGUACAUACAUAUCUUCAAACGGUUCAUUGUCUUCGUCGAUUGAAGUUGACCAUUGCAGCAAGAAUUCCAGUUGCUUGGUUUCGGAACAAAACAAUCCUAAUUCAACCGAAUCUAUUCGUACAAGUACAUUUCACGAUUCCUUCACUCUUCAUGAAUCAAAAACUAAUAUCCCUGUACAUUCUCGUUCUGAUUCUGAUCGUGAGAACUUACCUAUUUUACAUUCCGAAUCCAACCACUCUCAGUCAUCAAGUUCCAAAGUUAUUUCAAAAUGUGAUGAGGAAACUUCCGAAACUGUUCCCAAACACCGUGAAACUAUCGAUGCUGAUGGUAUAACAAAUAGUAACUUUUCAGCUGUUCACUUAACUGCAUCACCAAUUUUAGAGUUAGAUGAAGAAUGAUUUUUUUUGUGUAAACUCUUUGAAUUCAUUUCUUAAAUAACGCAUUUGGGUUAUUUAAUAAGAUUGAGUUUGACUCAUAUAAUAAGAACCCUUUAAGCGUUAUUUCAUAUUGUCUUCGUGGGCGUUUGUUUAUUGUAUGCACUUUAUCUACCCUG
This is a messenger RNA of Schistosoma curassoni, 6154 nucleotides long. The record is from the annotation of a GenBank genome assembly. Lineage: Eukaryota; Metazoa; Platyhelminthes; Trematoda; Strigeidida; Schistosomatidae.